AUGGGUUACCCUACAAAAAUCCCCCCCAUACUUAUAACAAAUCUAGCAAAAAAUGCAGAACCUUUGUCACAGAGGAAUAAUAAAGCUGCAGAUGUUGCUGAUGGAGCUGCGAAAUCCAUAAACUUUUCAUGUAAGGACCACGAUGAUGUAGCUUGGAUCGGCAAGAUGAGGUAUGAUGCGUUGAUCAUGGAAAUCAAACGCCUGAAGAUACCUCUAAGAUGGUAUGAAGAAACAUUGGGGAAGGAGAAAAAGAAAGCAAAAUUCCACCUUCGAUCAGUCCAAAGAAUGAAAGUGAGGGUUUGGCUUGCGAAAGGAAAAGGUGUUCGAAGAUGUGUUGUCCCAAGCUACAACUGGGACGAGAUCGCCAUGGAGUAA
Molecule: messenger RNA, 375 nt
Organism: Prunus armeniaca (apricot)
Lineage: Eukaryota; Viridiplantae; Streptophyta; Magnoliopsida; Rosales; Rosaceae
Source: the annotation of a GenBank genome assembly